Molecule: messenger RNA, 306 nt
Organism: Exophiala xenobiotica
Lineage: Eukaryota; Fungi; Ascomycota; Eurotiomycetes; Chaetothyriales; Herpotrichiellaceae
Exons: 5
Coding region: 1-306 (101 amino acids)
Biological process (GO): proton motive force-driven ATP synthesis
Source: RefSeq, a predicted model, not a curated record
AUGUCGUUCGUCAUCCGUCGAGGCGUGUCGACGCUCGUUCCUCCCAAGGUUGCAAACCCAUCGGGACUCGGAGCCGCCGCAAAUGCCCAGCGCAUGGCCAGAAUAGCCAAGUUUUACGAACAAUUACCAAAAGGACCUGCACCAGCACGAGCACCCAGUGGACCAUUGGGCUGGUAUCAAGCGAAAUACUUUGGCAAGAACCCAUCUGCUGCUCCGAUCUGGCACGUCAUUUUUGGCAUUAUGGCAUUGGGUUACAGCAUGGAAUACUACUUCCAUCUGAGACACCACAAGAACAACGCUCAUUGA